This is a messenger RNA of Caenorhabditis remanei, 990 nucleotides long. RefSeq lists its product as uncharacterized. The record is from RefSeq and is a predicted model, not a curated record. The transcript has 6 exons. Bases 1 to 990 code for a protein of 329 amino acids. Lineage: Eukaryota; Metazoa; Nematoda; Chromadorea; Rhabditida; Rhabditidae.
AUGAUAACGUCGAAGUUGCUACGGACACCUGCCAAAGUUUUGAAGAAGAUGGCGACGAUGACAGAAGCGAAUUUGUGUCGAAAAUUGGUGAAUUUCGAGACGGAAAAUGGAAGAAAAAUCGAAUUGGAAGCGGUUUAUGAGGACUCUUUAACAUCCGGAUCUCCAUUGGGUACUGUAGUUGGAUUCCACGGAUCUCCUGGAUCUCACAACGACUUCAAGUAUGUUCGAAACAGACUUGAUGAACUGAACAUCAGAUUCAUUGGUGUUAAUUAUCCAGGAUUUACUUUUACCGAUGGCUACUCAUCUCAAGAACACACAAAUAUUGAACGUCAAAACUUCUCGAAUUCGCUGUUGGAUGAAUUAGCGAUCGAUGGAAAGAUUGCUUAUAUCGGACAUAGUCGUGGAUGUGAGAAUGCUCUCCAGACAGUAGUCACACGUUCUGGAUAUGGACUUGUUAUGAUAAAUCCGAUUGGGUUGAGAAUUCAUAAAGGAAUCAAUCCGAUUUCUCGAAUGGAAGCAAUCGAUACACUGUACAGUUGGUUACCAAGUUUCGCUGGAAAUGCGAUGAUGUUAGGACUGUACAAACUUGUUGGAUUCAAAAUUCAAAAUGGAGAAGAGGCGAUUAAUUCGAUGAGAUCAAUGAUGAAAGUCUCUUUGGGAGGACAAUUGGAAUAUAUCGAAAAGAUGAAUAAAAUGGGUGUCAAGAAGCUGAUCGUAUUCGCUGGAAAAGAUCAUUUAGUGGAAGAAGAAAUCAUCUUCGAGUCGCUGGAAAAACACGAGGGAUUGCAACAUUUCAAUAUUGAGGACAAGAUAUCUGAUGAAGAGAAGCAGAAAAUCAUGGAUUCAUUCGGUGGAUCUCAACGUGGAGCAUCAGUUUUCGUGGCGAAAGAUAAUCAUUUCCAGAAUAAAUCACAGGCGGUUUUGGUGGCAGAUGCGUGUAAAGCAAUGUUUGAAGCAGAUGAUGAUGAGACGGUUAAGAAUAAAUUAUAA